This is a messenger RNA of Hansenula ciferrii, 2433 nucleotides long. It is a transcript of the gene NOP14, whose product is annotated as snoRNA-binding rRNA-processing protein NOP14. The transcript has a single exon. Gene Ontology annotation, biological process: maturation of SSU-rRNA. The coding region runs from base 1 to 2433 and encodes 810 amino acids. The record is from RefSeq and is a predicted model, not a curated record. Gene Ontology annotation, cellular component: Noc4p-Nop14p complex; small-subunit processome; nucleolus. Lineage: Eukaryota; Fungi; Ascomycota; Saccharomycetes; Phaffomycetales; Wickerhamomycetaceae.
AUGGCAGGGUCACAACUUAAGCAGCUGAAAGCUGCGUUGAAAGAAAACGGACUUACAGGUCAAACAAACGUUAAGAGAAAAACUAAUAAGAAGGCUCCUUUUGAUUCACGUCGUGAUGAUACUCAAGAAAAAAUUAAUAAAAUUAGAGAACAGUUUAAUCCUUUUGAUAAGAAAAUAAAUAAAAGUAAAACAGAUACUGGUGAUAGAUUUGUUAAAGGCUCUCAAGGUAAACCUGGUGCUUCUAAAUCUCUAGCUGAAAAUCAAAGAAGAGCUGCAUAUGAAGCUAAAAAAUCAAAUAAAAAUAGAAAUGGAUUCUUUAAUGAUAGUCGUUUUGGUGAAAAUGAUAAAACAAUGACACCUGAAGAGAAAAUGCUUGCUCGUUUCACUCGUGAAAAACAAAUGCAAAGUUCAAGAAGUGGUAUGUUCAAUUUAGAUGAUGAAUCUGAUGAUGAACUUACACAUUAUGGUAAAUCAUUAGCAUUAAAUGAUGAUUUUGAACAAGAUGAUGAUGAUUUACAAAACUCUGAUGAUGAUGAUGAUUUCUUAAAACCAAAGAAAAGAAGUAGAGAAAUUGAUAACGUUGAUGAUGAAUUAUCUCAAGAAGAUGUUGUUCCAAAAAAGAAAACUAAAGCUGAAGUUAUGAAAGAAGUUAUUGCUAAAUCUAAAUUUUAUAAAGAAAAACGUCAACAAGCUCAAGAGGAAAGAGAAGGUAAAAUUGAUGAAUUAGAUGAAGAAUUUACUGAUGUCUUACAAGAAUUAGGUAGUAUUCCAAAACAAAAACAACUAAUUUUUGAAUCAAAACCAAAAGAUCCAAAUGCUAUUAAUUAUGAACAAAGUGUUAGAGAAUUAAAUCUUGAUAGACGUGCUGCUCCAGCUGAUAGAACUAAAACUGAAGAAGAAUUAAAUAAAGAAUGGGAAGCUAAACAAAAAGAAUUAGAAGAAGCAAGAUUAAGACGUAUGCAAGGUGAAGAUUAUGGCGCUGAAAGAGGUCCAGAUGAACUUGAUGAUGAUUUUUGGGGUCAAGGGAGUGAAGAUGAAGCUGAAGGUUUCCAAAUUGAUGAAGAAGAAGGGGAAGAAGAAAAUGAUGAUGAUGAAUCUCAAGAAGCUACUGAUGAACAAAGUGGUAAAAAAUUUGCUAGCUCAAAGAGUAAAUUAUCAUGUCCAAAUUCUAUUGAAGAUUUACAUCAACAAUUAGAAAAAAUACCGUUUGAAGAAACUCCAAAACAUAUAAAUAAAAUUAUUGAACUUUAUUCACCAAGACUUCAAGCUGGUAAUAAAGAAAAAUUAUCUAUAUUUACUACAGUCAUAUUGCAACAUAUUUUAUAUUUAUCAGAAUCUGAUGAGUUAGAAUCUGAAUCUUUUUCAAAAGUUCAAGAAUCUUUAGUUUCAAUAUUGAAAAAGUUAUCAGAAAAACAUAGUAUUGCUUUAACAGAAUUCAUGCGUGAAAAAAUAAUAGAAAUUCAAGAAAGAAUUACAACAACUAUAACUGGUGAAGAUGAAUAUCCAUUAAUUUCAGAUUUAACAUUUUUCAGUCUUGUUGGUGUUUUAUUUUCAACUUCAGAUCAUUAUCAUUUAAUAGUUACACCAUCAUUAAUCGUAUUAGGUGAAACUUUAGAACAAUUAAAAUAUGAUUCAUUAAAUUUAUUAAUUGCUGGUUCAUUUGUAUCACAAAUUAUACUUCAUUAUCAAAGAAUUUCCAAAAGAUUUGUUCCAGAAGUUGCAUAUUUCUUACAAAAGGCAUUAUUAUCAUUUGCUCCAAAAGAAAUUAAAGAUUCCUCAAUUGGUGCAUCUCCAGAUACUAGAAUCACAUUAUCCAAAAAAAUUAAAACACCAAAAGAAGAUGUUAUUUUAAGAAUAAGUGAUAUUGAACGUGAUUUACCAGAUUCAUAUAACGUUAAUGUUUUCUUUAAACUUUUAUCAAUAAUAGAUCUUGCAUUAGAAUCUUGGAAAGAAAAAACUGCAUUCGUUGAAAUCUCAACACCUUUUAAAUUAAUCCUAUCAAAAUUCAAUGAAUUCUAUCCAGAUUCCAAACCAAUAACUUCAUUAUUUGAAAAAUUCCAAAAAUUAAACAAAUUUGCUAAAGAUGAACGUAAACCAUUAACAUUACAAUCUCAUAAGAAAUUAGCAAUUGCAACAUAUGCUCCUAAAUAUGAAGAAAAUUUCAAUCCAGAAAAGAAAUCUUAUGAUCAUGAUAGACAAAGACAAGAUAUUAACAAAAUGCGUGCUCAAAUUAAACAAGAACGUAAAACUAAUAUGCGUGAAAUGCGUAAAGAUGCUAGAUUUGAAGCAAGACAACAAAUUUCUGAAAAGAAAGAUGAAUACAAGAAAUAUCAUGCUAAAAUGGCUAGUAUUCUUAAUACUGUUAGUACAAGUGAAGGUGCUGAAAAGAAUGCUUAUGAUCGUGAAAAGAAAGCUCGUAAAGGUAAAAAAUAA